Molecule: messenger RNA, 628 nt
Organism: Anopheles marshallii
Lineage: Eukaryota; Metazoa; Arthropoda; Insecta; Diptera; Culicidae
Gene: ATPsynD
Product: ATP synthase subunit d, mitochondrial
Exons: 3
Coding region: 1-519 (172 amino acids)
Biological process (GO): proton motive force-driven ATP synthesis
Molecular function (GO): proton transmembrane transporter activity
Source: RefSeq, a predicted model, not a curated record
AUGGCUUCUCGUCGAAUUGCACAAUCGAGCGUGAACUGGGCGGCUCUGGCCGAACGUGUGCCAUCGAACCAGAAGCCCAACCUUGCUGCAUUCAAGACGAAGAGUGAUAAAUAUCUGCGCAGUGUUGUUGCCAAUCCGGAGACACCGCCGAAAAUUGAUUGGUCAUUCUACAAGAAGAAUGUCCCCGUCGCCGGUAUGGUGGACAAGUUCCAGAAGUCGUACGAAGCCCUGCAGAUUCCGUACCCGGCCGAUAACGUGACCAAGCUGGUAGAAGCUCAGGAGAAAGAGGUCCAGCAGGAAAUUGUCAAGUUCGUGAAGGAUUCCGAAGCACGUAUUGCCGAUUUCCAGACGCAGAUCGCCACCCUGAAGGCGCUGCUGCCGUACGACCAGAUGACGAUGGAGGACUUCCGAGACUCGUUCCCUGAGCAAGCCCUGGAUCCCAUCAAUCGUCCAUCGUUCUGGCCCCACACCCCGGAGGAGCAGGAGCCUGGUGCACCGAACGCUGAACCGCACCAUUAAGAAACGCUACGUCACAAGGCCGAAUUAUCAGUGAUGCCGACGGUUGGUGCACCCGGCGUAGAUCCGGUAUAGAAAUAAAGCAGUCUGCUGUUUACUAACUCCGUAAUAC